AAACGUGGGCACAAUUCGUGGCAAGUCUGCGCACAAAACAAUUAAUAUUAAUGAGGCAUGACUUCACUGUCUACUAUUGGUCUUCUGACUGAUAACGGAGAGCUGAUUGAGCGACUUCGACUUUUGACAUCAUUGUAAACUUUAAAAUUACACGGACUUAAUCGUUAAAUGAGUCAGUCUGUAAAGAUUUAAGUACGUUUUCAAGGCAGCAGGUUCAGUGUUUGAGUUUCAGUUUCGAUUUGAAGUAAACAGACGGAUCGUGAGAAUGGAGAUCUGCGGACUUGUGACUGAGAAAAAUAAACCAGUGCCUCUGAAGAGCAUCUCAGUGGAGCUUCUGGUUCAGGAUCAUGUAGCCACAGUCUCCUCCACUCUGCAGUAUGUGAAUGAGGAAGAGCGCCCCCUGGAGGCCUUGUUCGUCUUCCCUCUGCCUGCUGAUGCUGCUGUCUGCCACUUCAGUGCCAAGAUCGGAGAGCAGGAGAUUGUGGCAGAGGUGCAGGACAGAGAAACAGCGAGGGAUCGGUAUGAUGAUGCUGUGAGUUCAGGUCAGCAGGCGUUUCUGUUGGAAGAGAGCGCAGAGAGUCCUGAUGUGUUCAGACUGAGUGUCGGGUGUCUGUCGGCGGGUCAGAACGCUGCUGUCACCAUCAUCUACGUCACCGAGCUCGCUGUGCAGGACGACCACUCGCUGCACUUCUGUCUGCCGGCUGUACUCAACCCCCGAUACACACCAGCAGGUUCAGCUGCUGGUAUAGUCUCAGAGAUUUCAUCAGGAGCUGUUCCCUACACGCUGACUCUCAGUGUUCAUGUGAGCUCUCCAAAGCCCAUCUCCAAACUAGAGUCCAACUGCACUCUGGAUCCUCUAGUGUUCCUCCACUCUGAUCACACUCAGGCCACGGUGAAUCUGAGUCCUGGUCACAUGUUUGAUAAGGACGUUGAGCUGUUUGUGUACUAUCAGGAUACCCAUCAGCCCUCUGCUGUAGUGGAGGCAGGAGUGACCACUGCCCCGCCAGGUUCUCUGAUGAGGGAUACAGUAGUAAUGAUAAGUUUGUACCCAGAGUUCCCAGAGGAAGUGAUGUCAUCAUUGGCAUCUCGAGGCGAGUUUGUUUUUGUGAUUGACAGAUCAGGCAGUAUGGGCAGCAUGAUGCAUCGAGGGAAAGAAGCACAGAUGCGCAUAGAAAGCGCAAAGGACACUCUGCUGUUACUGUUGAAGAGUCUGCCCAUGGGAUGCUACUUCAAUAUCUAUGGAUUUGGCUCUGAUUUUGAGUCUUUCUUCCCUCAGAGUGUUGAGUACAGUCAGGACACAAUGGAUCAGGCUCUGAAGAGAGUGAAGGAAAUGAAAGCAGACAUGGGCGGCACAGAGAUAUUACAGCCUCUAAAACACAUCUACAGUCAGCCCUGUUACCCUGAUCACCCCAGACAGCUGUUCAUCUUCACUGACGGAGAAGUGGGAAACACUAAAGAGGUGCUGGAUCUGGUGAAAAGUCACGCUCACUCUCACAGGUGUUUCUCAUUCGGGAUUGGUGAGGGUGCGAGUGCCGCCCUCAUCACAGGAAUGGCCAGAGAGGGAUCUGGUCACGCUCAGUUCAUCACAGACACCGACCGCAUGCAGCCCAAAGUGAUGCAGUCGCUCAGGUUUGCUCUGCAGCCCGCUGUGCUUAAUAUCUCUGUGGAUUGGACCCUUCCAGAUGAUGUUACUGUUGACACACUGUCUCCACCCAUCAAUGUGCUCUUCCAGGGUCAAAGGACACUCAUUUAUUCCCAGCUUAAAGGAGAGAGUUCAGGAGGCUCUGAGGGAACAGUGACAGUCAAAUACAGUCUUGAAGAUCAACCAGUUACAAACCAGCUCCACUUCUGCCUCAAACCAACUGAAGAAACACAGUUGUCUAUUCACCGGCUGGCUGCUCGGACCCUGAUCCGUUCUCUGGAGCAGGAGGAGAGGUCUGGAGCUGCAGAUGUUGAGGGCAUCAGGAGCAGGAUGGUGGAGCUCAGUGUUCAGGCAGGAGUCAGCUGUGUUCAUACAGCCUUCAUUGCUGUGAAUAAAGACAGCAGACAGACUGUGAAAGGACCCCUGCUGCAGAGAAGAGUGCCAACAUACGAUGCCCUGAUGCAAGCAGACUGUGAUUUACUUCUAAAAUGUUCCCUGGCAGCAUAUGUGAGUGAACCCAAAAAGAAGUUCGGAUUCAUGACAAAGAUCCAGAAUUUGUUCCGCCGUGGUUCUAAGAAGCCUGUGCUGUGUUCCAUGUCUGCUCCCACAGAGAAUCAAACUCGUCUACAUCUUAAACAAGCUGAGGCUGCUCCUGAGCUCCAGAAGGACCUGUUACUGCAGCUGGUUUCUCUCCAAAAGGCGUCCGGCUGCUGGGAUCUGGACUCCACACUGGCUGAUGUGUUUGGGAAGACGGAGGAUGAGCUGACCAAUCAGAAACCAGCACAGGUGGAUGGGUCAGUAUGGGCCACUCUCCUGGCUCUGAUCUGGUUAUACGGCUGUAAAAUAGAGCAGCAGGUGGAGUGGCAGUUUGUGGCCAUGAAGGCAGCGUCAUGGAUCGGCUCUCAGAAAGUGGGAGAUCUGUCUCAGUGUGUGUGUGAGGGGAAUGUCCUGCUCGGAUGUCAGGUGACCAAAGAGACUCUGGGAAUCUGAAGAUAUCACUGUUUCUACAUCCUGAUCCAUCAGAAGACCAAAGAACAGAUACUAUUACAUUUAUCGUUAAUCUUUAUCGUUACUUGUUUCAUAAAAUGUAGUCAAUUUUUAUGUGCUCAAAUCUACAGUAAAUUCUAAAUAUGAGUGACCUGCACCAUUCGCGUUUUAUCUACUAAGGUAAAAAAAUGUAUAUAGACAGGGUAGAGUGGAGCUGUGUCAUAUUUUUCUGUGAAACAAAAGUUCAAUGUGUCUAGAGUAGUUUUUCUUUUUUCUUUUUAGUGAUAAUGACCAAUUAUUAGUGUUCAUGUAAUUAGAUUUUUAACAAAAAUUAUUUGUACCAAGGGGGUGUUUCCCUCCACUCUACACUAUUUAUAACAAUAUGUUUCCAAGAUAAUCAUUUCAAAGGAACAGGUCACAUAUAAAAACUCUUCUUUAUUUUUACUGUUUUGAAAUCUAAAAUAAUUUUGAAUAAAAUUUAUGUUUUUUAAACCA
Carassius gibelio (silver crucian carp) is the source of this 3124-nucleotide messenger RNA. Its product is annotated as von Willebrand factor A domain-containing protein 5A. NCBI's taxonomy places the organism in Eukaryota, Metazoa, Chordata, Actinopteri, Cypriniformes, Cyprinidae. The record is from RefSeq and is a predicted model, not a curated record. Bases 266 to 2632 code for a protein of 788 amino acids. The transcript is spliced from 20 exons.